This is a messenger RNA of [Candida] anglica, 696 nucleotides long. The record is from the annotation of a GenBank genome assembly. NCBI's taxonomy places the organism in Eukaryota, Fungi, Ascomycota, Pichiomycetes, Serinales, Debaryomycetaceae.
AUAUACGGGAAACUAACUAAAUUAUGAAGGUUACCUUAUUAUCCAUCUUCUGCUUUUUCGUAGCAUUAGUACAAGCACACAACGUGUUGUUGCCACCACACGGGAAGCAAUGUUUUUUCGAAAACUUGAAGAAAAAUGAUGAGUUGGCUGUUAGUUUCCAAGUUGGAUCUCGUGAUCCAAACAAUGCUGAACAACACAAGGUUGACUUUUACAUCAUGACUCCAAAUGGUCAAGUUGUUUUGAAGAAGACUGACCUCGACCAUGGUGACGAGUCUGCUCUGGCUUCCACUACCGGUAAAUACCAAUAUUGUUUCUCUAACGAAAAGACCGGUCGUGUUGACAUUGAUGUCUCUUUCAACGUCCAUGGUGUCAUUUAUGUUGACAUGAACGAUCCAAAGUCUGACACUUUGGACUACGCCAUCCAAAGAUUGUCUCAACUCACCACUGACGUCAAGGCUGAACAAGGUUACUUGGUCAUCCGUGAACGUACUCACAGAAACACCGCCGAAUCCACCAACUCUCGUGUUAAGUGGUGGUCUGUCUUCCAAAUUUUGGUUGUAGCAACUAACUCUCUUUUCCAAAUUUAUUACUUGAGACGUUUCUUUGAAGUUAAGUCUGUUGUUUAAGCAAGCAAAUCCAAGUGAAUGUCAUACGAUUAAAUAUAGUAAUACUAGUUUUCUUAAUUAGUAACCAAAU